This is a messenger RNA of Actinia tenebrosa (Australian red waratah sea anemone), 2759 nucleotides long. RefSeq names its product choline transporter-like protein 4. Gene Ontology annotation, biological process: transmembrane transport. The record is from RefSeq and is a predicted model, not a curated record. Gene Ontology annotation, molecular function: transmembrane transporter activity. Lineage: Eukaryota; Metazoa; Cnidaria; Anthozoa; Actiniaria; Actiniidae. Gene Ontology annotation, cellular component: membrane.
CAAAUAUACUCUCUAGUACUCCCAGGGGAUUAAUGAAGAUAGCCAAACAACCAAUCAAAUCACAGAAAAUGAACAAUUACCCAUGAGCUCCCCCCUCCAAGGAAAUAAAUUUGACACCCUAGAAGAAUAAAAAUAAGCUAGCUGCGACUUCGGACUUUUUUUGUCGCUUUUUAAAAUUAAAUCAGCAGUUAAAAAACUGCGAUGCCGAUAUUUUUUUAGGAUUGUUGUCAAACACAGAAUAUUCUUUGUUGAUUUGUAUUUUCAUAAAGCGUUUCAAGGAUUUUUUCGGGUUUAAAACAUGGGCUGUUGUGGAAACAGAACUGGCGACCGGGAUGAGGACGUGGAGAUGAAGGACACCAAAGAAUGGGGAAAAGCUAAGUCAUUCGACCCAAGUUUUAAUGGUCCCAUCAAAAACAGGAGCUGCACAGACAUACCAUGCUGUAUUCUUUUCGUUCUCUACAUUGUGGGAAUGCUUGCUCUUGGAGGAGCAGCAUUUUACAUGGGUAAUCCAUACAAGCUGCUAAACUCUGUGGAUUCAUUUGGCAAUAUCUGUGGAUACUCUGAAGGCUAUGUAGACAAGCCAAAACUGGUGUUCUUUGAUUUAACAGAAUGUAUUAGCCCUGCAGGCAUAUCAGCAAACUUGUUUGCUUACUCUUGCCCUACAACUCAGGUUUGCCGUGAAAAAUGCCCAGAUUAUAAUGGAUUGGGAGCAACUUUGCCUGUUGAUGAAAUGAUUUGUCGGUAUGAUGUGAAGUUAACGGCUGGAAUGCCUACAGCGGAAAAAUUGACUUUAAUCAGGGAAAGAAAAUGUGCUCCAUAUGUUUUGAAAAGUACUGAUGUUCUGAACCGCUGUAUUCCAACAAUUGUGAGCAACCAAUUGGGCAAUCUCUUCCCUACUGCCAAUGCAAACAACAGCAAUGGGAAUGUUACUGGAUCUGAGGUGCAAGAAGGAUCAGUGUAUGUGCAGGCUUUGUUAAAUCUACAGAACCUUGGGCUUAAGGUUAUUGCAGAUGUUCAAGAAUCGUGGUAUUGGAUCCUUGCGGCUCUUGGUAUUGCCAUGGCUGCAUCAUUUAUCUACAUUUUGAUCAUGAGAUGGGUAGCUGGCUUACUUGUCUGGCUGACAACCUACGCGGUCCUCACUCUUGUGGGUUUCAGUGUUUAUUACAGUUGGACGCAAUACAAAUUGCUGUCGACAAAUUCCAAUGCUACCAGUAGUGUUGACAUUGUAAUAGGUGGACUUGAUCAGUAUACAAACAGUGCCGACACCUGGUAUUAUCUCACUAUCAUCCUUGGGAUCAUCCUCGCAAUUCUUGUACUGCUAUUAUUAGCUCUGAGAAAACGUAUUCAGAUUGCUAUUGCUCUGAUCAAAGAAUCCAGCAGGGCCAUCACUAACAUGGUGUUCUCACUCUUCUUUCCCAUCAUUCCAUGGUUGUUACAAAUCAUCUUGUUUGGGUGGUUUGUUUCUGUGCUGGCUUUCUUGGUGACAGCUGGUACUCCUACAUAUUCCAAUGUGGACAGUAAUGGAACAGUUGUCUCAGCAUGUGAAUACGUAGGGAACAUGGCAGAUAACUUUGGAGUGAAUGGUAACUUGUCUUGCAAGUUUAUGAACUUCAGUGAUAGCAACGUGUUGUUGGGAAUGCAAGUAUAUCAUCUCUUUGGUUGGUUCUGGUUGAUGAAUUUCAUCAUUGCUCUGGGUCAGUGUGUGCUGGCUGGUGCCUUUGCAUCUUACUACUGGGCUUAUGACAAGAAGAAUGACAUUCCAGCCUUCCCUGUUGCUGCAUCCUUCUACCGCACCUUAAGGUACCACACAGGGUCAUUGGCAUUUGGAUCUCUGAUUAUUGCUCUGGUCCAGCUUAUCAGAGCUGGUCUGGAAUACUUGGAUCACAAACUCAGAGGAGCACCAGGCCAGCAGGGAGAAAUAGCCAAGUACAUCCUCAAGUGCAUGAAGUGUUGUUUUUGGUGUCUGGAAAAAUUCCUCAAGUUCCUGAACAAGAAUGCGUACAUCGAGAUUGCAGUCUACGGGAAAAACUUUUGCGUUUCUGCAAAAAAUGCAUUUUUCCUGUUAAUGAGAAACAUUUUGAGGGUCGUGGUUCUCGAUAAAGUCACAGAUUUCAUCCUUUUCAUUGGACAGCUGUCAAUCACAUUUGGAAUUGGUGUUGGAAGUUUCUACUGGUUCGAGAGACAAAAGAACUUGAAUUAUUACCUCGCCCCAGUAUUCAUUAUUGUCAUUGGUUCGUACGUCGUCUCUGCAGCCUUUUUCAGCGUUUACAGCAUGGCUAUAGACACCGUAUUCCUCUGCUUCUUGGAAGACUUGGAGCGUAAUGACGGAUCAGAUGAAAAGCCAUACUACAUGUCGAAACCUCUAAGGAAAAUCUUGGGCAAAAAGAACAAGAAGCCAGAGGAUAGCGACUAAAAGAGUUUUGUCAUCUCGACAGCAAGUUUCAUGUAUAUCAACUCUUAGCAUACCAUGAUUGCUGCUAGCACUAGGGUUAUCCUAUCUGCAUGUAAACCAACCUUAAAGGAAUAGAAUCUAUUCCUUAGCUCACUCCUCUCCCCAUCCAUUUUUAAUUCAAGUAUGCUGAUGCACUCGUUAAACUUAUAAGGGGACCGUUCAUUUUUUACUGAGUGGGGAGGGGAGGAGGGGUGUCAUUUAAAACAAUCAGGCCCAAGAGGGAGGGGGAGCAUGCAAACGAAUUUGAGUCGCACAGCACUUUUACUAUAAACAGAAUAGAAAGCAUGGAGGGGUAAUUGCCACAACA